UAUAAAAAGGUAGCGGGAAGUGGAGGAGGCAUCAGCAUCUCCCUGCACUCCCCAGCCUUCACUGCUUCCUCCUCUCCUCUCCUCAAUCAUCGACGAGUUCUAAGUCCCUCACUCGACUCGAAAACCUCUCUUGGUCUUCAACGAAACGAAACAAUGAAGACGAUGCGGCAGCUGGUGUUCGCAGCUCUGAUCGGAGCCUGCCUGGCGGUCAACCUUAAUUACCUGACACCCACCAACGGCUUCAACGGCAACGGCGCCAACGGGAAUGGAUACAACGGCAAUGGUGUCAACGGCAAUGGCUUUAACGGAAACGGCCGCAACGGUAAUGGCAACGGCGUCACUGGCAAUGGAUACAACGGCAAUGGAGUUAACGGAAAUGGGUUCAACGGGAAUGGCGUGAACGGGAAUGGCUACAACGGGAAUGGCGUGAACGGGAAUGGCUUCAACGGAAACGGUGUCAACGGGAAUGGCUACAAUGGCAAUGGAGUGAACGGCAACGGAUUCACCAACGGAGUCAACGGUAACGGAUAUGGCAACGGCAACGGUUUCAACGGCAACGGGUUCAACGGUGUUGUUAAUGGGUACGGCGUGGACCCCAUCACCGCCCUCAGCAGUGCCAUCGGCGGCGGCGGAGUGGCGGGAGUCGACUACCCCAUCCUUGCCUCCGUUCCCUUCACUGGCUUCUCCUGCGCUGGUCAGAUUCCCGGGUACUACGCCGACACCGCCCCCGAGGCUGGCUGCCAGGUGUUCCACAUCUGCCAAGCUGACGGCCGCCAGGACUCCUUCCUCUGCCCCAACGGCACCGUGUUCAACCAGCAGUACUUCGUGUGUGACUGGUGGUACAACUUCGACUGCUCCACCGCCGCCCAGUUCUACGGCCUCAACGCAAACAUCGGAGUCGUCAACGGCGCCAACGGAUACGGCAGCAGCAGCGUGGUCAACGGUAUCAUCAACGGUAACGGAAUCCUGAACAACAGAGGCAACGGCUAUGGCAAUGGAAAUGGCGCCAACGGCAAUGGAUUCGUCAAUGGCAACGGAUAUGGCUACAGGAACGGCGCCAACGGCAACGGAGUUAAUGGCGUGAACGGUGCCAACGGAUACAACGGAGUCAACGGCAACGGUGCUAACGGAUACAACGGUAACGGAGUCAACGGGAUUAAUGGUAACGGUGCCAACGGAUACAACGGUAACGGAGUCAACGGGAUUAAUGGUAACGGUGCCAACGGAUACAACGGAAACGGAGUCAACGGCAAUGGCGCCAACGGAUACAACGGAAACGGUGCCAACGGUUUCAACGGCAAUGGAGUCAACGGAGUCAAUGGCAAUGGCGCCAACGGAAACGGCUAUGGAUACAGGAAUGGCAACGGAGUUAAUGGCGUGAACGGUGCCAACGGAUACAACGGAAACGGAGUCAACGGCAAUGGCGCCAACGGAUACAACGGAAACGGUGCCAACGGUUUCAACGGCAACGGCGCCAACGGAUACAACGGCAACGGCGCCAACGGAGCUAACGGUUUCAACGGCAACGGCGCCAACGGAGCUAACGGUUUCAACGGCAACGGCGCCAACGGAAGGAACGGUUACGGCAACAGGAACGGUGUCAACGGCAAUGGCAACGGAAGGCCAAACGGGCUGUACCAAACACCAGCAUUCUAAAUGAUGAUGAGGAAUUAACUAUUUAACUAUCUCUCUCUCUCUCUCUAUCUCUCUCUCUCUCUCUCUCUCUCUCUCUCUCUCUCUCUCUCUCUCUCUCUCUCUCUCU
Molecule: messenger RNA, 1762 nt
Organism: Scylla paramamosain (green mud crab)
Lineage: Eukaryota; Metazoa; Arthropoda; Malacostraca; Decapoda; Portunidae
Product: glycine, alanine and asparagine-rich protein-like
Exons: 3
Coding region: 154-1656 (500 amino acids)
Cellular component (GO): extracellular region
Molecular function (GO): chitin binding
Source: RefSeq, a predicted model, not a curated record